UUCUGCUGCUGUCUUCAAUGCGGUGGAGGAAGACAACUAUUGUCUAAUGCGGGGAUUCCGGGGGUUCAUAACGGCACGUCUUUCCAGAAGACGAAGAAGUCUGCAGCGUUUCACCUACAUGCUCUAUUUUAAAUAUUCAAAACCUCUGGAAUUCUGCCGCGAACUCCGGGAUAAUUCUAACAAACCACGUUGUCUGUGUAUCGGGUGUUGGAGUACAGAAUAAUGGCCAGAGCAGUGGGACACUAAGGAAGAUGGGGCCUGUACCUGCUUCUGCUUGGCUCUGUGCCUAGCUAACUCCUGGAGGCCGGACCGGACUGGACUGCUGCUGGAAGGAGGCGAGGGUAUUUGGUUGAUAAGGUAGGGGAAGAGAAACAGAAAAGCCUUGAAUGACUUUUGUCGUUUGUCCUGUUUGUGACCCCAUCGCCGAAACCAGCUCACUUCAACAUUCUGCAGCAAUCCCCUCCUCACUUGGUUUUGUAAAUGUGCUAGUUCCUGGACUCCGAAACAUAGGCAACAGUAUGUUCUACUUCCUAGAUUCCUAAACAUAUGGAUUCUACCAUGUUUCCAGAACAUUUUCUGUAGCCUGUUCUCUGGAGAAUAACUGACGCAAUUCCACAUUUGGGGAAUUUAUUCCCUGUUUUUAGUCAACUCAAUGGAGAGGCUAAGAAGAUAAUCAGAACAGAGAGGCAAAGCUGAAGAGACAUUGGAAUCAUAUUAUUUCUGUAAACUUUAGGGAAAACACAACAACAGUGUAGACUGGAGAUCAUUUCUGCCUCUCUCAGCGGUGGUGGAUUUAAAGCAACAAGACCUAGUUGGAGGGAUUAGGGCCAGAAGUGGAAGAUGAUAAGUAGCAAGGUGCUAUGUGAAGGCCGGGCCGUGUGGCCCCUGGUAUUGACUGGGCUGUUGUUGACAGUCAUGGCCACGGCCUUGGAGUAUGAGGGAGUCCCUGGCCAGUGGGCCCGGUACGGACGCUGGGAGGCCAAGGUCACAGGCGAGCUGAGCUUCACUCUGAAGACCAACAUCAGCAAGGCCCUGGUGCUCUACAUGGACGACGGAGGGAACUGUGACUUCCUGGAGCUGCUGAUCACAGACGGCCGGCUGCAUCUGCGCUUCACCAUCCACUGCGCGGAGCCUGCCUCCCUGCACACGGAGACCCACGUCAACGACCAGCGCUGGCACCGCGUGCUUCUCACCCGCAACUAUAGAGCGACCACCCUGGUGGUGGACAACGAGGAGAAGGUGGCCGAGGUCAAGUCCAAGAGGAGUGAGAUGGUGGUGGCCAGUGACCUUUACGUAGGCGGCAUCUCGCCAGACGUGCGCCUAUCUGCUCUCACGUCCAACACGGUCAAAUAUGAGCCACCCUUCCAGGGCCUGAUUGCCAACCUGAAGCUGGGGGAGAACCUCCCAGUGCUCCUGGAUGGCCAAAGUGUUCAGAAUGAUUUGGAAUACCUGUGUAUUAAACAGAACCCCUGCAGCAACAGAGGCCUCUGCUCCAUCCACCAGGGAGAGGUCCUCUGUGACUGCACCAACACUGGCUACAAGGGAAACUACUGCCACGAAGCUAUCCAGAAAUCAGAGGAAGGUCUGGCGCACAUGAAGUCAAACCGCCAAGCCGAAUCAUUGCAAUCUGCACAAGAGGAGUCGGUGGCCACCUACAAAGGCAACGAGUUUUUCAGCUAUGACCUGUCUCAGACGCCCAUCCAGAGCAGCCUGGACGAGAUUAGUCUGUCCUUCCGCACGCUGCAGAGGAACGGGCUCCUGCUCCACACCGGGAAAUCAGCUGACUACGUUAACCUAUCCCUGAGGAGUGGCGCUGUGUGGCUGGUCAUCAACCUCGGGUCCGGGGCCUUUGAGGCCCUGGUGGAGCCUGCCAACGGCAAGUUCAACGACAACACCUGGCACGAAGUCCGUGUCACGCGCAACCUGCGCCAGGUGACCGUCUCUGUGGAUGGGAUCCUGACCACCACCGGCUACACCCAGGAGGACUACACCAUGCUGGGCUCGGAUGACUUCUUCUACAUUGGGGGGAGUCCCAACACGGCUGACCUCCCAGGCUCCCCGGUCAGCAAUAACUUCAUGGGCUGUCUCAAAGACGUGGUCUACAAGAACAACGAGUUCAGGCUGGAGCUGUCUCGUCUGGCUGCAGAGCGGGACCCUCAGGUCAGUGUUCACGGCGACCUGACCUUCCGCUGCGAGGACGUGGCGGCCCUGGAGCCGGUCACCUUCGACACGCCCGCCUCCUACCUCACCCUGCCCAGGUGGAAAACCAAGAAGACUGCCUCUAUCUCUUUUGACUUCCGCACGACGGAGCCCAGCGGCCUGCUGCUGUUCAGCCACGGUGACAGGCGUCUGCAGGGCCCAGACAGACAGCCGGAGAGGCAGCCCAGGGCUGACUACUUUGCUAUGGAGCUCCUGGACGGCUUCCUCUACCUGCUGAUGGACAUGGGCUCUGGCAGCGUCAAGAUGAAAGCCAGCAACAAGAGGGUCAACGAUGGGGAGUGGUGCCACGUGGACUUCCAGAGGGAGGGGCGCAAGGGCCUGAUCUCAGUGAACAGCCGCAGCAUACCAUUCUCUGCUAACGAAGGCAGUGAGAUCUUAGACCUGGAGGGUGACAUGUACCUCGGGGGUCUGCCCGAGGCACGCCAGGGCCUCAUCCUCCCCCCGGAAGUCUGGACGGCCCCCCUCAACCUGGGCUACGUGGGCUGCAUGCGUGACCUGUUCAUGGAUGGGCGGAGCCGAGACCUGAGGAGACUGGCAGAGAUCCAGAGUGCCUCUGGAGUCAGCAGCUUCUGCACCAGGGAAACGCACAUCAGGUGUGGCAGAGACGUCUGUGCCAACGGUGGGCAGUGCCGCGAGGGCUGGAACCGCCACGUGUGUGACUGCACCAGCACGGGCUACCUGGGCCCCAACUGUGAGAGCGAGGCCACGGUGCUGAGCUACGACGGCAGCAUGUACCUGAAGGUGACGCUGCCGUUGAGCAUGCACAUGGAGGCCGAGGACGUGGCGCUGCGCUUUAUGUCCCAGAGGGCUUUUGGGCUGCUUGUGGCCACUACUUCCCAGGACUCAGCUGACACCCUGCGACUGGAGCUGGACGGGGGCCGGGUCAAACUCACCGUCAACCUGGAUUGUAUCAGGAUAGACUGUAACCUCAGUAAAGGCCCCGAGAUGCUGUUAGCAGGACAGAAGCUGAACGACAACGAGUGGCACUCAGUGAAGGUGGUGCGUCGCGGGAAGAACCUGCACCUCUCUGUGGACAACGUGACAGUGGAAGGCCAUAUGACCGGUGCCCACACUCGCCUGGAGUUCCACAACAUUGAGACGGGCAUCAUGACCGAGCGCCGUUUUAUCUCCGUGGUGCCGUCUAACUUCAUAGGGCACCUGCAGGCCCUCUCGUUCAAUGGCGUGCCCUACCUGGACCAGUGUAAGAACGGAGACAUCUCCUACUGCGAGCUCAACGCCCGCUUCGGCAUGCGCCGCAUCGUGGCUGACCCUGUGACCUUCCACAGUCGGGCUAGCUGCCUGGCCUUCUCCACCCUGCAGGCCUACGCCUCCAUGCACCUCUUCUUCCAGUUCAAGACCACCAGCCUCGACGGCCUGCUGCUCUUCAACUCUGGAGACGGCAGUGACUUCAUCGUUGUGGAGCUGGUCAAAGGGUACAUUCAUUAUGUGUUUGACCUGGGCAACGGGCCGUCUCUCAUGAAGGGCAACUCUGAGAAGCCUCUCAACGACAACCAGUGGCACGACGUGGUGGUCUCCCGGGACAACAACAAUGUGCACAUCCUCAAAAUCGACUCCCGCACUGUCACCCAGCACUCCAACGGAGCCCGCAAUCUGGAUCUCAAAGGGGAGCUGUAUGUUGGUGGUGUAGGGAAGAGCAUGUACAGCAGCCUGCCCAAGCUGGUUGCGUCCCGGGACGGGUACCAGGGCUGCCUGGCCUCUGUGGACCUGAAUGGGAGACUCCCUGACAUGAUGGCAGAUGCCCUCCACAGGGUGGGCCAGGUGGAGCGCGGCUGUGGAGGCCUGAGCACAACCUGUACAGAGGACUCCUGCCAUCACCAGGGGGUGUGUCUCCAGCAGUGGGAGGGCUUCUCCUGUGACUGCACCAUGACCACCUACAGAGGAGCAUUCUGCAGUGACCCUGGGACCACGUAUAUCUUUGGGAGAGGAGGGGCCCUCAUCACGUACACCUGGGCCCCCAACGAGCGGCCGAGCACCAGAGCAGACCGGCUAGCUGUGGGCUUCAGUACUCAGCAGAAAGACGCCAUCUUGGUCCGAGUGGAGAGCACCAGCGGACUGGGAGACUACCUGCAGCUACACAUAGAACAAGGAAAGAUUGGCGUGAUCUUCAACGUGGGGACAGACGACAUCACCAUUGACGAGCCGGCUGUCAUAGUUAGCGAUGGCAAGUACCAUGUUGUGCGCUUCACACGCAGUGGUGGCAACGCCACCCUCCAGGUGGACAACCAGCCGGUGGAGCGCUACCCACCAGGACGACAGCUGACUAUCUUCAACAGCCAGGCAGCGAUAAAGAUCGGGGGUCAGGAUAAGGGCCGGCCGUUCCAGGGCCAGAUCUCUGGCCUCUACUAUAAUGGCCUGCAGGUGCUGACGCUGGCGGCAGAGAAUGACCCCAGUGUCCAGGCUGAGGGGAACCUGAGGCUGGUGGGAGACUCCCUGUCUGUGCUGACCACUGAGACCACCUCCACCACCCCACUGGCAGCCUCCGACAUGUCCACCACCAUCAUGGAGACCACCACCACCAUGGCCACCACCACCACCCGCAGACAACGCUCACCCAGCAUGAGGGAGAGCAUCUCCCAGUCUCAGAACUCGGAUGACAUCUUGGUGGCUUCUGCUGAGUGUCCCAGUGAUGACGAGGACCUGGAGGAGUGUGAGCCUGGAACAGGAGGUGAAUUAGUGUUGCCUAUAAUAACAGUGGAUUCCCUUGAGCCCCCAUCCAUCGCCACCCGUUACCCUGCUAUCCCCCCUCCUCCCACCUCCCUGUCCCCACUUGAGACCACCAAAGUGUCCCUGAUGCUGUCCAACCCUCACCCUCCCUGCCCCCCGGAUCAGGAGGACUGCGGUGACCCUGUGGAGGUCUCAGCCUUCGGUUCUGGGGAGAUGACGGAAUCAGAUGAUGAGGACUUUUACAAAAACUCCCCUCUGGUCACUGAUAGGACAGUCCUGCAUCCUCCUCCUCCCCCCGCCGUCGGUGAGGGCGGGGCACAGAAACCCCACAAUCCCCGCCCCCUUCCUUAUGCUCCCACCACCAACCCUGACCAGCUCCACAUCCCUGCGGGCAAAAUGAACACCCGUGACCAGGUGCUUCUGCCCCCUGCCCCUCCGUCAUCCCGGUAUACACCUGGACUAACUUACCCCCCCAAUUUCCCCCAUGUGCCCACAGCCGACCCUACAGCCCCCGGUGAGAAGGUCAUGCACCCCGGCCUGGUGGAUAGGAUCGGGGAGUCCAGUAGCACCACAGGGAUGGUGGUUGGCAUUGUGGCAGCUGCUGCCCUCUGCAUUCUCAUCCUCCUCUACGCCAUGUACAAGUACCGCAACCGUGACGAGGGCUCCUACCAGACGGACCAGGGACACAACUUCAUCAGCAACCCAGUUUCCGAGGGCAACGGGGCCAUGGUCAAGCUAGAGAAGACACCAAGCACAACCACGGCUGCAGUAGCUAAGACAGUAACCAAGGGCAAGAAGAACAAAGACAAAGAGUAUUAUGUCUAAGAGAGGGAUGGAUAGAGAAGGAGAGAACGAGAGAGAUAGGCUAGAGCAGGGUUUCCCAACUCCAGUCCUCGAAUACCCCAGAGAAGCACACCUGAUUCAACUUGUCAACUAAUCAUCAAGCCCUCAAUCAGUUGAAUCAGGUGAGUUUGUCCGGGGCGGCAACAAAGUUGUGUGCUGUUGGGGGUACUCUGGGACUGUUGGGGUACACUGGGAUAGAGGAAAAUCAUGGAAAGGGGGUUCUCACAAAGAAUUUCACUUCCACAUUAUCCUCUAGAUAAAUAUCCAAAGUGUAGGGUGUAAUUGUUACAUUUGUGGCACACAAAAAAAAAAGAAAAUCCAAUUUGCCAUCAGUAUUUCCACAAUUCCUGUUCAAUUAUGCUUUGAGAAUUUGUAUCACAUACCAAAUAUUGUAUUGGAUAACAUACCAUUUCAUACAGGAUAAGAAGCAUAUCCAUUUGGCUGUGUUUGUAUAUAGCACCAAUAUCUAUCAACUGUAUGGUUAUGGUUCCCAGUGAAAACUCAGUUUAAACCAUUGUACUAUAGAACCAGGUUUGCAUGAAUGUCAGUUCGUCAUGCUCUAUCUCAAGUCCCUAUGUCUUUGAAAGUAAGUCAGCGGUAUCAGUGUGUACUGAAUGGUCAUUAUGGUAGAUAAGGACAGAGCAACCCAGUAGAGUUUACUAGAUUAAACUAAAGCCAUACCCAUAUUUGGAGAUUGGGUGACCCACCUUCUCUGCAGACUAGCCUACCCCAUUUUGUGUUAUCCCACGUAAAACGGCUUUCAACUCUGUCUAUCUCUCUGGUUGUCCGUGGUGCUAUGUUAAUGGUCCAGUAUCAUUGAACCAUGUUUCCUUUUGGGAAAAUACAGGUUACCAAAGGGAAUACACGAGUUCACGGCAGAAUUUAGCCAACAAACCCACACCAUUGGAUGGAUGAGAUGAGCUGGAUUCUCUCAUCUCUGUGUGAGAAGAGAUCACCAAACCGACAGUGUCAUUCAUUCCAUCCAGGAACAAGUUCCUCAAGCUUAACAAAUCUCAAAAAGCAAAACGCUACUGUAGCAAAGACAUUGCUCUGGAAACAUAUUUGUAUGUAUAGAUGUCUUGGGUUUGAAAAAGCAUUGCUUCUGUGUUUGUUGGAGUAGACAGGGGGGGCACAGACAUGAAAAAGAUACUACAUGUGAGAGAUGUUCUGCCCCCAUGGUUACCACUGUCAACACUCCAGCCAGAUCCCCCUAUGAGGAAAGUAGAGACAGUGAAUAUGAAAGGGAGCUGCAGGACACAGUCACUUUUGAAUAACUUUUUCUGGUUGUUCCUGUGGGGGGGGGGGGAACAUGUCCAAGCUUGUGUCAAGAGGCUGGCUUUCGCUUUCCUUCUUCAAAAUUGGCACACACAAAAAAAAAACUGGAAAGGCACAAACAGUAGAAAAAUCUCUUUGAGAGAUAAAUACUGUGUUACCUUUUGAAAGCAAACCAAACAUGUAUUCUGGUUUUUCUACCCAUGAAUAAAAGACUGUUCUGUGAGAUGAACUAUUGAAGGUUUGUGAAUUGUAUAGCUACUUCUCAGAUACUUCCGUGUUUCUCUUGUUACCAUUCCUGCAGUUCCGUUUAAAAAGAAAAAUGUUUCCUUUUAAUCCGAUACAGAUGAAAGGGAGCAUUUGGUCUAUGAUGAGACACCGUUGUCUGACUACAGAGACACAUUAUAAGUAUUUCAAUUUUUGUUCAAUGUUGAAUAACAUGACAUUUCCAUUAAAGACAGGUUAGUGAUUGUAUGGAAACGUAUCAAGAGAAAACACAAAAGGAUGACGUGCACUCUUUUGAUUCAUUUCUUCAUUUCAUGUACAUUGAAAAACCUGGCUAUCUUUGUCUGUUGUCGCCAUUCUCUCUGUUGUAUCAUGUUUACAUUUUCCAUUUCUGUCAUUUCAUCUUGUUUUUUUUUACGACGUGCCAUUUAAACAUAAACUUCUCAGAGUAUAUCCCUGUGUCAUAACUCAAUGAUAUUGUAAAGUGUUCCUGUGAAAUUAACCUUAAUAUGUGUACAGUACAUUGACAGAGGGGAAAUACAAUUGGUUAUAUACUUCGUA
This is a messenger RNA of Oncorhynchus gorbuscha (pink salmon), 7806 nucleotides long. Its product is annotated as neurexin-2-like. The record is from RefSeq and is a predicted model, not a curated record. NCBI's taxonomy places the organism in Eukaryota, Metazoa, Chordata, Actinopteri, Salmoniformes, Salmonidae.